AUGGGGUGCGGAGCACGCAAAUGCAUGACCCCGGGGAAGGACCACCCCCAGUUGCCCCACGCCAAGCGGCGUGACGGUGCAGGUCCAGGCCCUGGCGCAUAUGCUACUGGCGACUCAGCAGUGAUGGGACAUCACGGAGGAACAUUCGCCGCAGCGGAUAACAGGAGGGCGGCCACCGCGGCGCUGGAGAUGGUGGUCGGGCGACUUAAGACGCUGGAAUGGAGGAUUGAGUUCAUUCGGCGGGGGGAGAGAGAACCCGAGAAACUGCGACCAGGUCAAUCCCUCGUCGUAAGGACCCAAUCCGGGCAGGAGCUAAUGCGCAUGGAAGAGAAAGCGUCCCGGUUGAGAUCAGAAAUAAAACGCCUCGGGAAGCUCGCCGCUUCAGAAGCUUCCACGCGAGACCCACUCCCCGGAGCGUCGAUCGGUCGGGGGGGUAGAGCAGGGGGCAAUGAGCGGCGGCCAGCCACGACGGCAGCGGAUUGCAGUACCGGAAGGGACAAGCGUGGACCUGCGGGUCAGGGGAAAGACCGAUUCUACGACCCCAUAUCAAGUACGGCAACAUUCUUGGAAUCCCCGGGGCCGGGGGCGUACAGUCUGACAAGCGGCGAGGGGGCCUUCGGGAGAGCUUCGAUCAGCAGAUCCCCGGCGUUUGACCUCAUGCAACGGAGGGUCAUCGGAGAUCAGGCCGCCGCGGGCCGUAGCCUCGCAUCUCUUCACCUGCACUCUGCGGAGAACGGUGGCGGGAGCGGCAGUGGCAAUAGUCGUGGUGGUCGCGACGGGCUAGGUGCACCGUUCCACGCCUACCUGUCGGAAACUGGGACCGGUCACUACACCCCGGACAUGUCCGCGCCCCCGCUGCCCAACGAAGCUAGGCGAUGGCGGCGAGGUGGUGGCGUAAGGGAUACAACAUGA
Messenger RNA from Ectocarpus siliculosus, 912 nucleotides. The record is from the annotation of a GenBank genome assembly. NCBI's taxonomy places the organism in Eukaryota, Phaeophyceae, Ectocarpales, Ectocarpaceae.